This is a messenger RNA of Corapipo altera (White-ruffed manakin), 3118 nucleotides long. RefSeq names its product hydrocephalus-inducing protein-like. The record is from RefSeq and is a predicted model, not a curated record. Gene Ontology annotation, biological process: cilium movement; axonemal central apparatus assembly. The annotation marks the transcript as partial. The transcript has 17 exons. Gene Ontology annotation, cellular component: axoneme. Lineage: Eukaryota; Metazoa; Chordata; Aves; Passeriformes; Pipridae.
GCUGUCUCGCAAUCUGUCUCGGUCGCCCCUGGAGACAGCGAAGCUCUCCGUAGAGAAGCGCUAUGAGGAGCUUGAACUUUACGCCCGCAAGUUGGAGAAGGAGAGAGCAAAGAUUGAAGCAGACCCCAUGCUCUUCUCAGACGAUGUUUUCACCAUUGAGCCCUUGGAGGGAGAGGUUGGGCCACACUCUUCAGCUGAGAUCAAGGUGUUCUUUAAACCCCGAGAAGCCCAAGACUAUAGAAAAGUGGCCUACUGUUCCAUCUCAGGCCGUGAGAGCAGGCUGCCCCUGCACCUCACAGGGGAAGGCCUCAGGCCCUGCCUCCGUUUCAAGUUUGCGGAACUGGACAUGGGGAGAGUUUUGGUUGGAGAAGCCUACAGCUAUGAGGCAAUCCUGGUUAACACAGGAGCUAUCAACGCUCCCUUCAAGCUCAUCCCUCCAACCACAGCCCACGGCUCCUGCUUCACCUUUCAGCCCCAGCAGGGCAUCGUUCCACGCAAUGGGAUCCUGCCCAUCCAGAUCUUCUUCAGUUCCAGCACCCUGGGGGAGUUCGAGGAAGAGUUCCAUUUCAAUGUGGCUGAAUGCCCUAAGCCUGUGACCUUGACUAUCAGGGGCCACGUCACCGGACUGAGCCUGCAUUUCAGCACAGGUGGCCUUGACUUCAAUGACGUCUCCUUUGGCUUUCCUCAGACCUUGUCGUGCCACCUGAUCAACACCUCUGUGGUGCCCAUCACCUUCCAUCUUCGCAUCCCUGAGGACGGCCAGGGACAGCCCAGCCUUUCCAGCUUUGACCAAGUGAAAUACAACACUCAUCCCUCCUGGGAAAAAGGCACACUGGCUCCAUGUCAGGAGAAGCCAAGGGAGUUCACCAUAACACCCAGCACAGGGACCAUCCCUGCCCAGGGAUUCCAGGAGAUCAAGGUCACGCUGUGUUCCAAUGACGUGGGACAGUACGACUGUGAUAUGGUGGUGGACGUGGAUGGUUUUGGCAAGGAGGUGUUGGCUCUGCGCCUCAAAGCCAGAUGUGUCGUUCCUGAGCUGCGUUUGCUCUCCUCCACCCUCGACUGCGGACCGUGCUCUGCAAAGGUCCCUUGCCAGAAGAGGAUCACCCUUGUGAACCCGAGCCCCCUUCCAGGAUGCUACAGAGUUCUCCCUCAGAGACACCAAGAGGCCGCUACUCUGUGGUACUCCAGCCCCAAGCCAUGUGGGAUUAUCCAGGGUCACAACACGGUGGAGAUCCCAAUUACAGCUGAAGUCCAGGCGGUGGGUGCUCAUUCCAUCCUGGUGGAUAUCGCCGUGUUCGGGAAGGAGAGAUCCCCACUGCAAAUGCAUUUAAUGGGCACUGGAGAGACGCCCCUUGUCUAUGCAAGUGUGAAUAAGAUAAACUUCGGACAGAUCCAAGCGAUACAGGACACUUCCCAAACUCUCCAGCUGUGCAAUCAGGGUCUCAUCCCUGCAGCCUUCAGAGUAGAGAUCGGUGACAGAUGCUUGAGGAUUGAACCCAGGGAAGGAGUGGUCCCUGCCAAGGCUGAGAUUCCUGUUGUUGUCACAGCAAACCUGGAUGACACAGGGAGAUUUGAGGAUAGCAUGAAGCUGUUCAUUGAGAACAGCCUCACCAGUGUCAUCCCCAUCCAGGCUGUGGGCAUCGGCACCACAAUUACCAUUGACAAACCGUUUGCGCCGGAGCUGAGUUUGGAACCCCAGUUCAACCUCCUUCCCUGCAUUUUGCGAUUCAGAGUAACAAACAAGGGGCGGCAGUUCCAGCGGCUGUUCUGGAGCACAGAAGGUUUCAGCACCUUUCGACAGCGUCAUCCUCUCCCUGCCCUCAGUGUCACCAAGGGCCAAAAUGGUUCCCCUGUAUUUAAGCUGCGGCCACGGAGUAUGAAUCUGCAGCCAGGCGAGACUAUGGAGCUGGUGGUUGAAGGUUUCUCCAGCAUUGUCCAGGAGGUGGAGGAGAAACUGGUGUGUGAGGCAAUCGUGGAGCCAGAGAUAACAAAGAAACAGAUAAUCAAGACAAAAGUCACCUGCAAGUUCAUUUCUCCCACUGUGCAAAUAUCAUCCAGAGCAAUCACUUUCCGUGUGGAGAAGUACCCUGAUGAUGUCCUGACUCUUCAGUACAAGCCUCUGUCUUUAAAAAACACCUGCUGCCUGCCAUUCCACCUUUUGCUGGACUUGGAGAAGCCAUUCCUAAUCUGUGAUGCAAACCAGCAGCCCCUCCCUGCAGGGGCCCAGCCUGUGAAGAUGGAGGCAGGGCAGGAACUUCAUCUCUCCAUCGGCUUUAACCCAGCCUAUGAAAAGGAUCCGAUCAGCUGGGUAGCACAGAAGACUAUGAAGAUCCGGCUUGUGGAACAUCCUUAUGAGGAAGAGAUCACCGUUCGGGGAGACGUCUACUUCCCGAAUCUCCGUAUCCCGACCAAAGCACUGGACUUUGGUUGCAUCAUGAGUGGCAAAGAGCAAGUCCAUUACGUGGAGAUGACCAACUACAGCCCCAUUCCUGCCCAGUACCACUGGUCACUCCAGGUGGACAGCAGGAAGUACCCAACACGGUUCAUACCUUCCCCACCUACCUCCAAACGCCAACCACAAAUGUUCACGUUUGGCUGUGAUGAGUGUGGGUGGUAUUCAAGGAGGUACUUCAGGCCUGGCAGUGUGCAGAAGCCAGCCGAAGCCCCGGAAGCAGCGCAGAAGUCUUCCCAACAGUCAGCACACUGCCAGGAAACAGAAGAGGGUUCUUCCCAAAAGACAUCAAAGAACUGCGUGGAAACAGAAGAGGAUUCUUCUGAAGAGUCAUCAGAUUCAGAGGACUCCUUGGAAACAGAGCAAGAAUCUUCCCUACAGUCAUCAGAGUCAGAGAACUGCGUGGAAACAGACCAGGAUUCUUCUGAAGAGUCAUCAGAUUCAGAGGACUCCCUGGACACAGAGGACGAUUCUCCUGAACAGUCAUCACCAGAGAAGUCCCCGGAAACAAAGCAGGACUCUUCCCAGAAGUCAUCUCAUUCAGAAGACUCCCCGGAAGCAAAGGUGCCACCAUCCACUGCUGCAGGGCCUCAGAGCUCAGCAGAGACGGAGGAUUCUGGGCAGUCAGAGGAGGCAAAGCCCCCUGGCUUCAGAGCGGAGGAG